UAUAUGGGGGUAUAAUUGUGAUGCAUAAUCUAUAAUACAAUAUAUUGGUCGACUGUACAAUGGCCACAAUCAAAACUCAAGCAAACUCCGAUGCUCCCAACUCUAAAACCCAUCCACGCCGUGAUGCAGGGAGUAUGGUGCUAAUAUCGUACCCGAUGAUGAAUGAGCUCGGGCGGGCUCGGUAUAGACGCGGUGGGGGCGUGUCCCUUGAUUUGGUACAACCGCAAUUGCAAUAAAAAAAGUCCGUUUCUCAGGCUCGUAGUAAUAAUCGCGAGGCGGGUGUUGUUCUAAGGGGAUAUAUAUAAUGUAGCGCGAAAAGCGACGGGAGGAUGCAUCGUCGUGAU
Aspergillus caelatus is the source of this 344-nucleotide messenger RNA. RefSeq lists its product as uncharacterized. The record is from RefSeq and is a predicted model, not a curated record. The transcript has a single exon. NCBI's taxonomy places the organism in Eukaryota, Fungi, Ascomycota, Eurotiomycetes, Eurotiales, Aspergillaceae. Bases 60 to 236 code for a protein of 58 amino acids.